Rotaria sp. Silwood1 is the source of this 735-nucleotide messenger RNA. NCBI's taxonomy places the organism in Eukaryota, Metazoa, Rotifera, Eurotatoria, Philodinida, Philodinidae. The record is from the annotation of a GenBank genome assembly.
AUGGCUGGUACUUAUGAUAGUGAACAGCAGAGAAUGAUUGACAGAAUCAGAUGCAUUGCUUUUCGUGAAGCUCGUGACGCCGGUGCAACAUUUAUCAAUAGACAAUGGAUAGCAGAAAAAGUUCAUCGUACUACUCGAUUUGUCACAGAAUGGUGGGAGAAAUCAUAUGACCAGUGUUUUGCUGAUUAUUCGAAUAGCGGUCCAAAACUCAAGUUAUCACAAGCUAGUCGAGACACCAUUCUUAAUGCAAGCGGUAAACAAAGAAAAAGUUGUUCUGUUGUGGCAAAGGAAAUUGCUGAAAAACACGGAGAAUACGUGGUUCCAAGAACGAUUAAUAAUUAUCGUCACAGGGAAGGACUAAAGCCAUUCCACGUCAUUCCCAAAUCAUUAAAAACAGAAACUCAUAUAUCAGAUCGAUUAUGGCUGUGUGAUUGGUUAAAGGAUUGGACUAAGGAAGACUUCCUUCAUCUUGCACCAUCAGAUGAAUUUUAUGUCUGGACCGUCCGUAGACCAAAUUAUCAAAAUGAUCGAAUUUGGGCAAGAAGUAUCGAAGACAUCGAACAGGAUGAAAGAUAUCGUGAAAUGGUCAAUCAUCAAACAUGCAUUGGAGUUUUCAUCAUGUUCACUUGCAAGAGAUUACUCUGGGUGAUCAAAGAUAAAGGUGAAUCUUGGACUGGUGAAUAUUUUCGAGAUGUAAUUUUGACACAGAACGUAUUUCCUUUCUUAAAAAAAUGA